Messenger RNA from Phyllotreta striolata, 1691 nucleotides. The record is from the annotation of a GenBank genome assembly. Lineage: Eukaryota; Metazoa; Arthropoda; Insecta; Coleoptera; Chrysomelidae.
GUUCGGGCGCACCGCAAGAUUCCACCGUAAGCACGACUAACGCAGAGGAAGGUGUUGAGAGUGUAGAAAGUGCUAAGAAAUAUCUCCAAUCUCGAGGAAUUUACUCGAUCGAGUGUUAUAAAUCUUUGAAUAUUUCACUUGAUUCUCCCGAGAAACGAAUUGAUAGUGUCAGUGAAAAAACGAAUGAAACCAAAUCCGAGUCGAAAAUACAAAUGAAGUCUAGUAUUAACCAUUUGUAUCCUGCGAGUUUUUCAUGUGAUUCCUCGGAAAAACGGACUGAUAGUGCUAGUGAAAACGUUAAUAAAUUUGAAGAAGAAGUGACGAAUAUCAUCAAAUCUGAACCAAAGUCUCCUCACGAACCAUCAAAUUCUCAUCAAGAUCUAUACCAAAUGCAAUAUUCCCAUCCAGCACAUACUCCAAGUAAUUCUCUCAAAAAACGAAUGAAUAGUGUUAGUGAAAAAACCAACAAAACCAAAAAUAGCUUUAAAUCUGAAUCAAAAUCUAAGAAGCAAGGAAUAAACUCAAUAGACUAUUCUCAUCCAGCAUGUGACUCGAAGGAAGUAGCUCAAACAAAAACCGAUGCACCGAAAAGCUUCAUGCCAGUCAAACCGGAACAUCCAAAGUCUACACAAGGAAUAUACCCAAUGGAGUAUGAUUAUUUCCAUCCGGCGUAUCCUGGUGAUUUUUAUCAACACAAUUUGGCGUCCAAUCUGCUGCCUUCCGGAGACGCCGCGUUAGUGGAAACUCUUUCGCAAGGAAUUGCGCUGGAGGAAUACAUGAGAGUCUUGAGCCAGGAGCAGCACGAGAAAAUGCUGGCUGCUAAGAAGCAAAGACCCAAGAAGUACAAAUGUCCUCACUGCGACGUUGGUUUCUCGAACAACGGACAACUAAAAGGACAUAUUAGGAUACAUACUGGAGAGCGCCCGUUCAAAUGCGACGAAAAGGAAUGCGGGAAAACCUUCACCAGAAACGAAGAACUCACUAGACACAAGAGGAUUCAUUCAGGACUGCGACCUUUUCCUUGUACGCACUGUGGAAAACGUUUCGGAAGGAAGGAUCAUUUGAAAAAGCAUUCGAGGACGCACUUUCAAUCUAGAGGAAUGUACGCCGUGCCUGUUAUGUUGCCUGUCGAAGCUUGGGCAGCUUCGGCUAGCAGCUAUCCAUUUAUACCGAUGUUCGGAUUUUAGCUCAAACUAUAGGUAAACAAUUAAUGUAUAAUAACCAAUUUUUGUAACGCACUUACACUAUUAAUAAUUGCAACUAAUAACUAACAUUUAUUCUGUUUUGUAAAAAUCAUAACGUUACUUAUUGAUUAUACUAUAUCCUUUAAAGCACAAACUCCAGAGAUAUAAAUUAAUAUUUGAAAUAACCCUACAUAAACCCAAAUUUGCCUCCUCAACGGCGGUAACUACAGUAGAAAUGUUUUCAUAAUUAUUAAUUCUAUUAUCCUGGAAAGUAGCUUUUUCCAUUGGCAGGACUAAAAAUAUUCCGAGUUGUUAAUGGAAUAAUUAAAAACUUUCUAAACGUGCAUCUGUAAUUUUAUAAAACAGAAUUUAUUGUUGCCGUUCGAUAAUUUAAAUUCAGAUUGUAUGUACAUAUUGUAAAUAAAAUUAUUUUGAUUACAAAUAAAUUUCGAGUGUAAAAAUGUGAUAAUGUGAAUAAAACUUUUCUUAAGACUGAAGAAAAUAAAU